Messenger RNA from Anisakis simplex (herring worm), 1776 nucleotides. The record is from the annotation of a GenBank genome assembly. Lineage: Eukaryota; Metazoa; Nematoda; Chromadorea; Rhabditida; Anisakidae.
AUGCCUGCCCUGCUUGGCGCUUCACUUGGAUCUUCACUUGAUCUGAAAUCGAAGAUGAGCAUUUGGGUGAUUUUCACGGCCAUUUCAUGUUGGCUAAUCGUGGCAGCAUCGGCAGCAAAACAGCCCAGUGAACUGGAGCCUCAGCGAGUUAUAGUGCACACCACAAGAGGUGACGUGCGAGGGUUUCACGUUCAGAAUGCACUGCUGAAGAAUAUGUACCGAGGCGAGGGGGACGUGUUUCUUGGUGUACCGUAUACCGAGCCACCCGUAGGCGAGAGACGCUUCAAGAAGCCGCAGCUGAUUGGCAACUACGAUAAACUGAUCGAGGCCAACAAAUACGGUGCCAUAUGUCCGCAGUUCGAGGGUGAGAAACACGCCGGAAAAUACCACACCGGUAUGGCCGAGGAUUGUCUUACGCUGAACAUCUUCACUCCAAAUGCGACAAAUAAUGGCGCUAAAUAUCCGGUACUGGUCUAUAUUCACGGUGGAGGCUUCAAAUUCGGCGAUGUAGCGGAGUGGAUGUAUCACGGCAUCGUGAGUAAUAUCGUUCGGCGUCAAGUUAUCUUCGUCUCAUUCAACUAUCGUGUCGGCAUGUUGGGUUUCUUCACAACCUUUACCGAGGAGUUCCCACCGAAUCGUGGCAUCUGGGAUCAGAUCACGGCACUCCACUGGAUCCAUCAGGAGAUCACCAACUUCGGAGGCGAUCCCUCGAAAGUGACGCUAAUCGGUCAUUCGGCCGGAGCCUGCAGCGCCUCGUCGUUGGCGCAGUCGCCUGCUGUGGACAGCUCUCUUUUCCGAGGCGUGAUCCUGUUGAGUUGUGCUGCUGAGGUGUGUUUCGAUAACGUUUACGGCCGUUUCACACAGUCGCUGGAUCGCGCUGAACAGACGUUCCGUUGGAAUACGGUGGUGGACGGUGAGCUAUUCACAGACGUUCCGUCGAAAAUGAACUGGAAAAAAAUUCCCGUUCUGAUGGGCUCUACCGAGGACGAAUAUGCACUAUAUGCUGAAUGGGCUCUAUCAGCGGGCAAAACAAAAUUAUCGGAUUAUACGGCCGAAUUCGCUGCGAAGACUAUUCGACAGUGGGUGACGUUGAUAUUUGGCUCGGAACAUGCGGAGAGAGUUUUGGAAUUGGUACAAAAAGAGUACCCACCACCGUCGAAAGCAGCUCCGAAUAUCGAGCAGACCAAAUAUAUGAACAGGGUUAGUCAAGUUUCCCAGGUUUUGGGAAAGUUACCCGAAAUUCGACGUACUCGCAGAGAUUUACCCGCAGAUUUUCAGGUGCUCUCCGAUCUGAUCUAUAUCCGUGCUGUGGGUGAUGAGGCCAGAAUGCACCUGCAACAAGGCAACCCGAAUGUUUGGCUUUGGCAAAUCGCUUUCCACACGGAUUACUAUUCGUUCUACACGUAUCCGGACUACAAACCCGUUUUCCAUGGAAUGGAGCUGUUUCUGCUGCUGCAACCGGAUUACGCGUGGACCGAUGGGGAUCAACCGAAACGUUGGGGUAAAGCCGAGGAGAUGGCCGCCGAUCGAAUUGCCCAGGAAUUCACGGAUUUCACAAAAUACGGAAAGCCAUCAGCCAGCUGGGAGUCACUGAACAUCAAACAAAUGAAUUUCUGGCGUUUCGACGGCAAGGACCUAGUGAAUAAUCGUACAGAGCGAUUCUAUGCGAGCGGCUACGGGGGCCGGGGUUAUGCCUUCUGGCGACGGGUCGCCGAGGCCGUCCGAUCCGGAAAUUUGGCCGAUUUCGACGACGCGGCGAAACACUCGGAACUUUGA